AUGUCGGUUGCCGCCGCCACCGCUGCCUCUCCGGAGGCUGGGCCACGGCGAUCUGUUUCCCCGUGCCCUCCACGGGGUGGCGUGGCAGCCUCGGGCGCUAGAGCAGAUAAUAUUAUGAAAACUGUUGGAGAUGACAGUGAUGGCAAUGAUGACUAUAUUAAGGUUGUGGUAAUAGAUUCUGACACAGAGUUUACUGAGAAUGGAUCUUCCGCGGAUGGCAUGUUGACUAUACAACCAAAUUUUCAAGGCAGCCAUGGAGUUGAAGGUUUAGUAGUGCAAGGUGACCAAGCAGUUUCACAAAUGAACCAUCUAGCAAAUUUCAAAAGAUAUUGUCCCAACUCAGAGGAAGUGGCGUUUAACCCAUUGCACAAAAAAGCACGAUCAUCUUUUCCAGGGGAAGAUAAUAUGGCGAGCAAUGCAUCUGAGGUUUUCUAUGCUGAAAAUCAUCAAAACCGACUUAUGGAAGUGCAACAGUGUUGCGAGGGAGAUGGCAGCCCGUCUUUACCAGUGGAAAGACAGGAAAGCUGUGUCCAGACCAGCCCUGAGGGCACAUCGCUUCAGUCAACAGCACUCCCGGAAGUGCAGCAGCUGGGCCUCUGGGAUAGUUCACUUCCCAAAAUCGUCUCUGUACAUUCGUUACAGCCGUUUUACACACCAGGCGGCCCAGUACCUGGUCUCUCUGUCCUCUCCUGCCCUGUGGGUGAAGGUGCUGAAACUACCAACAGUGUUACCUCGUCUGCCCAGCCAACUCUGGCAGUACCUACACCAGUUCUGCCACAAGGAGAACCCAGUCUGGCCAACAUCCCUGAAAUAAUGAAAUAUGCAAUUUUGCUGGGAAAUAACAGCAUAGGUCCAGACACUGUCUCGUCAUCUCUCGGCAUCCCUCCCAAUUUUGAAAUGCCAGGAAUAGGAGAAACCAGCUUUGAAUCAAUCAACAGCACUGAAUCAAUAUAUUACCCAACUUCAUUGGGAAAUGACAGUGGCCAAGAUACUGCCUCUUCAUCUGACUUCAUCCUUCCCAAUUUUGAAACAGCAGAAACCAGCCUGGAAAACAACCUUGAGAAAAUGAAUUACCCAACUUUAUUGGGAAAUGACAAUGGCCAGUGUUCUUCCUCUUCAUCUGUCAGCCUCCCACCCGGUUUUGCUGAAAAAAUUAUGCUUAUAGAAAUGCCAGGAAAAGCAGAAACCAGCCUGGAAAACAGCUCUCAGACAGUGUAUUACCCAACUUCACUGGGAAAUGACAGUGGCCCAGAUACUGCCGCUUCAUCUUGCUCCAUCCCACCCAAUUUUGAAAUGUUGGUCAAAGCACAAACUAGCCCAGAAAAGCACACUCCGAUGGUGAAUUACCCACCUUUCUUGGAAAAUGGCUGUGGUCAAGAUACUUCACCAUGUUUCUUCAUCCCUCCCAGUUUUGAAUCCAGCACAGAAAUGAGUUCUGAGACAAUGAAUUAUCCAACUUCAGUGGAAAAUGACAAUGACCGAGAUACUAAUUCAGAAUCUUUCUUCCUCACUCCUGGUUUUGCACUUUUACCUAUAGAAGUAUUGGUAAAAGUAGACAACAACGUGGAAAACAAUACUGCAACAAUGAAUUUGCCAAUUGUAUUGGAAAAUGACAAUAGCCAAGAUUCUUCCUCAUCUGCUCCCUGCCUCCCUUCCAGUUUGGGAUAUCUUGGUGAUCCAAAGAGAAAUGUCAGAAUACUUGAUACUCAUUUGACUAUUGCAAAAAAGAAGAUCAAACCUAAGCAUGCAGCCCGCUACUUGGUUCGCAUUUUGUUCUCCAAGGAAGUUCUGAUUCGCAGCUCUGUAGGUGUCACUUCCCAAGGCCGCCAACCCCUAGAUCCAAACAAAAUAGCUGCAAUGAGAGAAUAUCUGGCAACUAUUUUUCCCAACCAUGAUUUGCGUGAAUGUGGAAAAGACUGGAAAAUCUGUGUUUCCGAUAUCCAUUCUCUGAUCCGCUAUUUGUGUUUUGAAGCCAGAAAAAUGACAGUAAGUCGGACUACCAAUACAUCACAAUCUGCAGAUGCAAAUAAUAAAAGGGAUGGCGAGGGAAGUGAAAGCGGUUGCCAGUUAUCUCAGCAAACAGCUGCCUCAGAAACAAGAGAAAAUGGAAAUCCUCAGCAGAACAACAGUGCUCUCCCUGAAGGAAUGAGAGCACCUUCCACUGAUAAUUCUGCGCCAUCUGAUGAAACACUGGGAUAUCUUGGAAAUCCAUGUAGAAAUAUACAGAUGCCACGUUCGGUUCUGAAUAUGGCGAAGGAGAAGUCUCGCCCAGAGCUGUCAGCCAGAUACCUUAUUCGCAGCCUGUUCACGGACGAUGUCCUGAUCAAAAGUAACGUGUACGGCAGUCAGUCGCGGGGCAUCUGUGCCCUGAACUCUAAUAGGAUCAACGCUCUCCGAGAGUUUCUCCAAGACGUCUACCCGACUUUUGAUCUGUCAGAAACUGGAUUUGAGUGGAAGUUGUGUGUGACAGCUAUCAACAGCUGUAUCCGUAGUGUUAGACACGACUCCAGGAAGUCCGCGUCCAAAUCGCAGCCGCUUCCAGCAACGACCCCUUCAGCAGAGUCCGGGCCAAGAGAUCCUGACUUAGCUGACUGAAGUACUUGAAUGUCAGCCAGCCUAAUUUUUUUUUUUUUU
Molecule: messenger RNA, 2634 nt
Organism: Ceratotherium simum simum (southern white rhinoceros)
Lineage: Eukaryota; Metazoa; Chordata; Mammalia; Perissodactyla; Rhinocerotidae
Source: RefSeq, a predicted model, not a curated record